AUGCCCGGCAUCUUCCGUCGCGAUGAGCGCACGGACCAUCAAAAUUCCAAGAAUAGCUUAAUGAUUUUCGGAUCCCUCGAUCGCAUGACCAGGCAGUUCUUGAGUAGGUUGGUCACUGACUUCCCACGACACCACGAUACCAAAGAAACGAUUCUUUCGCCAGAUAUCCAAUUGUACGGCAAUUACCAGCUCAUAGCGCACGUGGCAUCAUUCCAAUCAAUAGGAGCCGGCAUCAAUCCCUCAACAGAAGCAAGCGACCUCGAACGAGCGACGGACACGCGACAACCACCAGCGCAAACCCUCCUCCCUACUCCACGACCCAAGCCGGAGCGCAUACAGACGGCCCCUCACUACCUACCAGAAUUGUCCACCAUGUCCUUCUUCCGCAUCACCCUCCACCGCUCGGCCAUCGGCCUGCCCAAGAGCACCCGCGGCGUCCUCGAGGCCCUCGGCCUGCGCCGCCGCUCCCAGACCGUCUUCCACCCCGUCAGCCCCCAGUUCGCCGGUAUGAUUAUUAAGGUCAAGGAGCUCGUCAAGGUCGAGGAGGUCGACCGCGCCAUGACCCAGCCCGAGAUGCGCGAGCUGCGGAGGCCGGAUCCCGGGUUCUACAUCGAGAAGGCCGUUGCGCGGUAA
Messenger RNA from Colletotrichum orchidophilum, 633 nucleotides. Its product is annotated as ribosomal protein L30. The record is from RefSeq and is a predicted model, not a curated record. Lineage: Eukaryota; Fungi; Ascomycota; Sordariomycetes; Glomerellales; Glomerellaceae. Gene Ontology annotation, molecular function: structural constituent of ribosome. The coding region runs from base 1 to 633 and encodes 210 amino acids. Gene Ontology annotation, biological process: translation. The transcript has a single exon. Gene Ontology annotation, cellular component: large ribosomal subunit; mitochondrion.